This is a messenger RNA of Peromyscus californicus insignis, 201 nucleotides long. RefSeq names its product cortexin domain containing 2 (gene Ctxnd2). Lineage: Eukaryota; Metazoa; Chordata; Mammalia; Rodentia; Cricetidae. The record is from RefSeq and is a predicted model, not a curated record. The transcript has 2 exons. The coding region runs from base 1 to 201 and encodes 66 amino acids.
AUGCUUCAGUGGUUAAUGACACUUGCUGCUCUUUCAAAGGAAGAGGUGUGUGUCCUCAUGGAAGACCCCAGCCUACCCAGUGGUUUUGAUCUGAACAAAGGCCUCACGCUUGCCUUUGUUACCUUUAUAUUACUCUUUCUAAUAGUGAUGAUUUUCCGGUGGUUAAAGUUUCUGAGGAAUCCAAACCAAGUUUUUGACUAA